AUGACUCUUAAAGUCCGACUGCAAUCUAAAGUCUUCUUCAAAUGUCCAAGCACAGCCACUGUGUUACAAAAAACUUUAACAGCACCUCAAUCUGCAACCAUGUAUGAAAACCUUUGGAUUGCUUAUGACAGAAGUGUGUUUGACCAAUGUAAUACAUCAUUAAGCAAUACUAGCAAACUUUUAUUCAGUUGCGAUGAACCAAUAGCAUUGAAAUAUUUUCCUGUGGUUUUUGCCGAAUUUACAGCAGACCCAAAUUCGCUGAAGUUUGAAGAUGGAAAGAAGUAUUAUUUUAUUGGUAAGUGAUAGAAAGUCAAUAUUACAGGACCGAGGGACCCGAAUUAUGGGCUGAAGUUUGGAGGGGGGAAGAAGUGUUAUUUUAGUGGUAAGUGAUGAGGAAUCGCAUUUACCUUAAAGUUUCCACAGUGGUGACUCCCUGAGAGUUAAACGAACCAAGUUCUGUUUCUCUAUAUCACAUAAAAAAUUAAUGCAUGAUCAGUGAUGUUGAGUUUUAUGUACUUAUCAUGUAAAAUUUUGAUGCCCAGUCCAAAAUCAUUUGAGUCCCAGUCGAAACACCAAUGAUUUUACUGCAUGUAGUGUUUUUGUAAAAAUUCUUCUUAUUAUUACUUACUUCUGGGCCUCUUUUUUUAUAAGAUUGCUCUCUUGACUAACUUGCUACCUAGGUUUUAUUACACUACAUGUAUAUUACAUUAAAGGAUAUUCUUCAAAAUCAUCUCCAUGUCAAGUCAGCAAUUGUUUUGUUUGUUUCCUCAUUGUUUAUCUAUUGUAGGGACAUCUGAUGGCACACAGGCACACCUCAAUGACCUUAGUGGAGGUCACUGCAAUGACACAAAAAACGGAAUAUUUAUGAAAAUUGAAGUCUAUGUCUGCAAAAAAAGUAAUCUAUCUUAUACAGGUAAUGAUCAAUUACUACACUGUAAUUAAAAGAAGUGCUGAAGUACAGUGUACACAUACUGUACACGUACAUGCCAUGUUAACUACAUGUAAAAAGCUUUGAAGAAAAAACUUCAAGGUGAAGUUGAUGCCACAAUAACAGCUUUUAAAGCUAGUUGAGCUGUUUUGUGGUCACAGUCUGACUUUAGACUACCAAAACGUCCCAUAAUGCCAUUUGAAGUUUGUGCACUUUGCAGCCUUCUGUUACAGAUUUAAAAUAUCAGCCUCUGAAGUUUGGGCAUGUGUAAAAAGCAAAAUUUUGGAAGAGUUUUUGUGUUUAAAAGUCACACAGUAGUCUCGACUUUUACCUUUUGCUUUCUCUCCUUCCCCUCUUCUUUCCGCUUCUUUGCCCAUUUUCUUGUUAUUUGCUGGGCAUUUACUAGGCUUUCUCAUUCUGGUGGAAUACUUCUAUGGAAAAGCUUUUAGGAUCAUAGGAUUUGGUGGAAGGAAGUGCGGGUGCGUAGUGGAACAAGAUUUUCGUUAGAAUUUUUGGGUCAACUUUUCAUGGUGUUUAAACUUUUUUGCGGUCUUCUUGAUUGAAUUGUACUCAUUCUGGCAUGGUCUGAAGGAUAUUUUCCUCCUGCACAAAUAAGGAGACAAAGUUGUCGUCGACCAUUAAGACUGAUGUUGUAACAAGUGUUACAACCCUUGUUGGUCUGCACGGACGGUUAUACAUGCGGCUGAGGGGCGAAUGGCUUAAGAAGGUUGUUCGGAGGGUCAUAAGUUUUUUUCCGAUGUUAGUAAUCUAUCUUAUUGAGAGUCAAGUAAAGGGACGAAAAAAAGGCAGGGACCAACUCUAGGUGUCUGUUUUAUUGAGGUGUCCAUCUUAAGAAGUGUCCGUAAAGAGAGAGUCGACUGUAAAUAAAUUCUCUAAAACAAUUUUUCCAGAUGAAGACUGUCCAGCAGAAGAUGUGGGUGUCCUGAAAUGUCGUGAUCCAACUCAAACAAAUCCAAAAAGGCGUGAUGACCGCAUGGAGACAGGUAUGAAAAUCAACAAUUGUUGUUAUAGCAGUUUGUUGAUUCUUAUUUUCACAGACUUUUUUAUUUUUGUAUAUAUAACGAUCCCAGUCGCCGUGUGUAUUUUUGAGCAUUAUUUCUGUACAGUUCUAUAAAUUGGCGCAACUACCGACAGUCGUCAGUUUACUUUAUUCUAUUUGUUUUGUUCUUCCUUUUUUUGUAUUUUAUUUGCAAGACUUCCGGUCACAUGAUAGUCAUGUGACAGGAGAGCACAUGGUAGAGCAGUUCUCGGAAAUACGAUGAUUCUUGCCAUGGCUAUCAUUAAUUACUAAUGACAUGCUUACUUAUCAUCCCUCCUCAUACUGUGUCUCUUCAUUGCCUGAGGGAUCGAUCUCACGAUGUUACUGUUCCAUUUAUGGGAACGUUUGGUGGUAGUCGUUAAAAGAGAAAACGGAGUUGUGUGUAAAGUGAUGUGAUCCCUUCAGGCUGACGUGCUAAUGAAAACAAAAAAUAAACAAACAAACAGAGAAACAAAACGCCACGUCUGCACUAAGCCAUCUUUACAACUAAACUACCUAGAGAGGCUGUGCUCCAAUUCACAGCAUUCAAAUUGUAUUUUCCACUCCUCAACUAAUCAGCUGCAGCAUCAUCAUUUUGUUUGCACCACCCGGAUGUGCUUCCAUCUAAACUAUGACAUUGUGACUUGGUGCCUGUAGCUGCUGCUGAUGAAGCUAUAAAUUGGUUGCACUGUGCUUUCACCCAAUGCCUUUUAACCGCUGUUUCAAAAGCUCUUAGUUGUUUGCACUUUUGAUUUUCCUAACAAAAGCCUCUUUAAUGCUUCUAACUGUUGUCAAAUGAUCCCCUCAAUUUAACGCAAUAUAUUGUAAACUAAUGCCCUUUAUCCACUGAUUCCAUUCUGCGAAACACCAAAAUUCUCGGAAUCGCAAGCAGAAGCUGGAGAAUGAACCACUGAAGUGCGUUCCCAAGCGUUGUGAUUAUUGGUUUAUUCUUCCUCUUUUACUUCCGACGUCGACGUUUACUUGGUCGUCAGCGAUGGUGUCUCAAGCAGAACCCAGCGGAAAACUCUGCUGACUUUUGAUGACGAAUCGGACUCCAACUCCCGUCGAUUUCUAGUCAUUACCCUUGCUCUAAAUAUCAAGAAACCAGCGGAGCCACUUGAAGGAACUGUCUGUGAAUAAGUGGCCAAUGGUUUCAUUAUGCAGAUUAUGGUUAAGAUUACCUUCCUCUAGAGCUUUAGAGCAUAUAGAGAUUAUAGAUUCAAGACAGAAUAUCAGAUGAAUGGUUGUCUCUUUGUAGAUAGCAAUUUUAGUUCAAAAGAGGGUAUUCUUAAAUUGUCAGAAGUUCAAACUACAGCGUCAACCACAGCAUCGUCAACUGAGAACGUUCUGACAAACGCAAUAGAGACGAAAACGUCAGAGUUUGAUGGCCGAGUUGGUGAAAUUAAAGUUAAAAAAGGUGACGUGUACUUUCUUUAAGGAGAAGAUUUAACUCUUAAGAAGUUUUUUCACUUUGUAAAAUGGGCUCUUGUUUAUUAGCUCUCUUCUAGCUAUAUCAGCUUUAUAUUAGUAUCUUUGUACUGACAGUCCAAGCACAUGUGUUGCAUCCUUCUCUUCACUGCGAUUAUUCCUCAAAGCAUCUCCGCUCCGAUAAACUGCUCAGAAAUUCCUGCACAACCAAAUAAAGAAUAACAGAUGUCAAUUUAUUUCUGGAGUGUCUAAAUACGUUUGGAGUACAGAUUAAUAAUCGUAGAAAUACAGAUUCUACGGUUAUUAAUCGUUCUUUCCACACCAAACCAGUGUAAUAAUCGUAAAAUACUACAUUUUCAGUUUAUUAACUGUAAAAGACGUAGCUUUACGGUUAUUAUACGUGGAAUUGUACGAUUGUUAGUCGUAUGAUGCGUGUUUCCAGACUAUUUAUCGUAAAAAUGCAAAAGUUAACCGGAUCAUUCUUGCUCCGUCCGCCAUUACGGUCAAAAAUAUCCAGCACCGAGUCUUCUAAUCACUCUCUCAUUUCUUUCCAACGUUUAUUUACCUGGGUUGCGUUCGAUUGGGAAAUCCGGAUUUAGAUUUUGAAAUCCGGAUUUCGUAUUUUGCAAUCGAACGCGAAAUCUGAAAACGGAUUUCACCUCCGAGAAAUCCGUCCCUAGGGUGGAUUUCAAGUAAGAAAUCCAUAUCCAAAUCCAGCUACCCUCGUCCAGCCAACUUUUCGUACAUUUUCUUGCAAAAGUUGGCGAACUGUUUACAUGAGAAAUAAAACCGUUGGCUUGUCGAGAAGGGUGACUCUCCUAGCCUGGUCAUCCUUUUGUGAUGGUUGGGUCACCCUACUUGGCGGGCCAACUUUUCUCCUUAUAAACAUUUUUGGCUUGGCCAGCCGGGUCAACUCGGUGAAGGUGAGAUGAUCAGAGCAUGCGCGAGUGCUGUUGGCGCAGGGAAAGGGUGUACCGUACUUUGGUAUAAGUGGCCUGUCCAUGAUCUUGUGCUUGUGACCCCCCCUUCACCCCUUGGCAAAGUUGCUAACAAUACAAGAUCAUGAUCAAAACUUUGAGGAACGACUUUGAAUGGGAGGGAGGAGGGAGGUCAGUGUUAUAUCUCACAGACCUGUGACUAGCAGCGAUUUAAAGCAUGAACGGUUGUUUUUUCGUGGGAGUGUCUCAACAUUUUUGCAACUGGUUGUACCAACAUUUCUCCAAUGGAUAGAACCAAAUUUUCUUAACCAUGGGGCUACGCUAUAACAUGCUCGUCCCACCGACGGGAUGACUCCUGACUUACGUCAUAACCUAAUUUUUCUCGGAUGGAUAGAUUACCAAAUUUUCUCAGAGAUGUGUGAGCUCCUUGUUUGUAUUGCCCCAGUGCGCCCCUUGCUCGCCAGCAUGGCGGAUGUGUACCACGUGAACAGCUAGCUGCAAAGGGCCUAUUGAUUUAUUUAGCAAUUAAUGAAUUCGGCUUUCGUAGGAUAUGAAGAAUUAAGCAAAUCGAGGAGUGUGUUAUCCACCGAGGCCGAAGGUCGAGGUGGAUAACACCCUUCUUCGUUAAACACAAAAUUCUUCCAAAUUUGGUCAUCAGUAACUGGUUAUGGUGAAUUAUGCACGUGCUUUUAGCCAAUCAGAAUUGGGGAAAUAUUUUGAAUGAACAAUAAUGUAAUUUAACUGAAGCAAUAAGCAAUAUUGUCUUUGAAUAUUUUCUAGUGUCAACCAGCUCCAACCCAAAACUAUCUCCAAUAGAAGUUCUUAGUAAGGAAGCCACUGUUGCCCUUUCUGUUGUUGGAGCAAUCCUGUUUCUCUGUAUCGUCCUUGGGUUCGCCUUCUUUUGCUUUAUACGCCAUCAGCGGAAGCAGACUGUGGAGUAUCGUAAUCAGUUUUUUCCAGUAUACACUGGAAAACACCAGGUAAAAUACCAUGUAAAACGAGCUUGAAAUGAAGCCACUACAUAACUACCAGUGCCUAACCUUGGAUUCUGCAACUUAUUUUGGCUGAAAAUGAUGUUUGUUGGACUGCGUAAAUUUCACACCCCUCCCAUUCCAAGAUCAUGCUCAACACCUACAAUGAGAACCUUAAACGCGGAAAAACGGAGGGGUAAGGGGGAUUUCUUUUACUUGUGAAAAUUUUGUCUCAGAGAAGCAAUCAAAUUAGAAAAGGGGUUUUAUGAGCAAACGUCUCUCAACCUUUGUUCAAACAUGACGGCGAAAAUAAAAUGAAUUUGCGAUCUUUCAAACUUCAUCUCGAUUAACGUCAUCUCGUUUGAUAUGUGAAAUGUAGGUGACUUUACGUGGAGUAGUUGAAUUUCUAUGGACAGCCAAGUUAAAAAGGGAAUAAAAAAUUUAUGGUCAGUGCCGGUUGACGUCCUUCGCAUUGGGACUAAUUUUUCACGUCGUAGUCGUGCAAUUAAGUUUGAUGGCCCGUGCAAAGUUGUCGUUCUUGGUUGUUAAUCCGACCCGCUACUGUUUUACCUUCUCUUUACCGUCGUCGACCCUCUUUUGCUUAAAAUCUUUUGUAACCUUUCGAAAGUGCAGGGUUGCUUUACUUAUGGCCACUUUACAUUCGUGUAAACUCUCAUGGUGUUGGACACUUUUGAGAAUGAUUACACAUUUAUCAGCAUCUGAGUUGCUUGUUCGAGGCCAGUCGACAGACAUAAUUUGCAAAAUUGCAACCAUAGAUUUCUCCUUGUUUUAAAAUAGAUGUAUACUCACGGAUAGUAAAGAUGGCUGACAUUUUGUACAUUUCAUUGCAGGCUACGAAUCAGUCUGUUGCGCAAAAAUAGUCACGACUUUUAUUGUCGACUUACCGUGAACGAGGUGCCGAGUUUCUUUGCGGAGUGGCCAUAAAUUUAAGUCUACCUUUCAAACCUAAACUGGCUUUUGUUUAUUCUUUGACUCUAUUCAAAAAGUGAUCCAUUGCCCUGAAAUGGCCUUCUAAAUUCAGGUGAUACUCAUGAACCAAACAGUUUCCAGAUGGAGGGAAUGAACUUACCAUUGCUUAGACUAAAUAGGUCCCUAUUGUAUACGUAAGUAAUAAAAUAUUUCUUGAUUGUUUUAGAUUGACCCUAAUCGUACGCUGCUUGAACAAUGUAAUGAUCUGCCUUAUGACCAAGAUUUCGAGUUUCCUGAGGACAAGCUCAUUCUUGGGGAGUUGCUAGGAUCAGGGGCCUUCGGAAAAGUCAUUAAAGCAGAGGCUAUAGGAAUAAACAAAUUUAGCCCCAGAGACAAAAGUCAAAAGAAAAGUCAGCGACGACCUAAAAUGUUUCGUCAACAAAGGGCCGGCCAUGCGUACCACGAUCCCAGAGGCAGUGCGUACACGAAGACCACCGUAGCUGUAAAGACUGUUAAAGGUAAUGUUUCAAGAGAUCUCUAUUUCAACUUGUGUAACAUUUACCAUGGAGCAAGGAUGGCUGGUACUUGUCGGGGGUUGGUGGAGGGGGACAAAAAAGGAAUUUGGUUUAUAGUUACUAUAGCAGCUGAUAAUAUGCAGGGGAGGGGACGAGUUACCAGGUUACCUGCGCUGUAAUGAUUUGGGAGACGGGGUAGGAUUGAUUUGGGAAUCUGUGCCUACCAGUGGAAAAAACUCUAGCCAUGCCCCUGGAUUCAGCAUGGGUGAGGUGGGCAAUUCGCAUAGGGCCUCUCUCAUGCAUGAGUACCGUUCGUGCUCAUUCCUAUUGCUGAGGUUUGUGCCCAGUUAAACUGAACGUUGCUAGUGACAUGGCCACAUGGACUCCACUAGACCCUGUGCACUUUUUUUAACUGACCGAGUACGAUACUUUGGCACUUCAGGGGGAGCUACUAAAGAGGAAGUAAGAGACCUGGCAUCAGAGCUGAAAAUUCUAAUUUACGUUGGAGAACACAAAAACAUUGUAAACCUCCUUGGUGCUUGUAUCAAGCGAGAUCGUAUCCUUGUCAUUCUGGAAUAUGCACCACAUGGGAGUUUACAAAAGUUCUUACGAGGUAAGCGAGAUGUUUAUGAAGCAACCUGGACUACGACUGCGAGUGACCCAGAGAUAGGAUUGAAUAUAUCAAAUCUUGUAAGCUACUCUUACCAAAUAUCCCGUGGAAUGGAAUACCUGGCGUCUAAAAAGGUAUUGUAGUAAUGUUGUCCCGUUCGAGGAUUCCCACAUUUCUGAAGAAAAUUCAGUUCUAACAAGAGCUGUAGUGGCUCUUGGUUGUAAUAGACCUUUUUGGCUUAUGUUUUAUUUUCCCAUUUCACACCACGUGAUGUUCUCAAGGCAAUUUGCGAUUUGUCUUUUCAUAAAAUAUACAUAGAUAUGCUCGUGGAUGCACGAGCAAAGGACAACUUUUGAAAGGAACGGUUCUCUGGGGUACCAUCAAAUGGUCUGAAAAGGGAAGACAAAACAUACAAGCUAAAAAGGUCUAUUCUCCAGCACUUGCUUAUUUUCUCCGUUUGGCUUCAAGGAGUUUUGUCAUGAUUUAAAUCGUUCAUUGGACUCCUAAUCUGCGUCUAUUUGUUUGUUUUUCGCGUUUAACAGAGUAUGACUACUUGAACCGUGGCGCUUGAAAGAUUAUUAUCCACUCAAAUCCUUUGAACUCAAUGUUUUUUUUUUUUUUUUUUUUUUUUUGAAAACAAGAGAUUCUCUGUUAAUGUAAACGGACCAAAAAAAUUCAAUGUGCAAUUAUGAAACUGUUGAUAACUUAAAAACCGUUUGAACUUACCUGACCUCUCAGGAAUUAGCCCUCAAAUUUAAUGAGAAUCUUUUGUUUUCAAAAACCGCCAUGAUUAUUAUGAUUUGUGUUUGGAUAAUCUAUUUCCAAAAGCCCAGCUUCGAGUAUUCGCACUGUAAGAGUUGAUUAUGAGUAAUAAGUGGUAAAAAGUAAAGUAACUCAGAGAGAGGAGACCUCAGUAUAUAGCUAAAAGCUCGCGCAAAGGAUUAGAAAAAGCAACAUGUAGGAGAUAAGGUUACGCGAACUCAGAAGCGUGCGCAACAGCUGUGACAUUAAAUCAGCCAUGAACCGGGAGCGAAAGAAGCGAAGACGCAAGUGUCUGUGGCGUUGGUUUCUCACUGACAAUUCAGCGUUCGAGAGUAAGUGAAGAGCAUUGUUUAACAAUGUAUGUAUGUAUGUAUUUACUUUUACUUUCUGUAGCGUGUGCACUUCUCUGUUGGUAUAAAAAUUGUUUUUCCUGUUUUUAAUGUGAUUAUUAUUAUAAUUAUUAUUAUUAUUAUUAUUAUUAUUAUUAUUAUCAUCAUCAUCUCCUUUCUUGAUUUUGCAUUUCUUUUUUCAAAACAUAUCUGUUUUAUAUAGUGUGUUCACCGAGACUUGGCGGCCAGAAACGUUCUUGUUGGAGAAGACUACGUCAUGAAGAUCGCUGACUUUGGUCUCGCUCGAGAUAUUUACAAGAGUGACUUAUAUGUGAAGACAAACAGUGGUGUUUUGCCAAUGAAGUGGAUGGCGAUAGAAUCAUUGUUUUUGAGGGAGUACUCAGAGAAAAGUGAUGUGUAAGUACAAAUGACAUUUAAAAAAAUGCAUGAAGGGAGAAUAUAAAAAUAUGCGGGGAUCGUACUCAAGGAUGACAACUAUAUAAUUAGUGCGUAACUACGCGUUCAAAUUAAAAAGAAGCUGGCCUUUUGAUUACUGCAACUAAGUUAAACUUGCCAUAACAUAGAUUAGUAGGCGCUCUCCGAUAGACUGAGAAGUAUGUUUGCAUGCGAGUAACACAGUUAAACGCAACCACGCAACCAUGGUUUGAAAAACUCGACAAGUUUACUUUAUUAACCCAUAACUUAGAGGCAUGGAACUGGAAAAAUCUUUAAAAACAUGCUGUAACAAAGUUUUCACGCUCAAGAUGACAUUUUAAGUGAGAACAAUCCGUCCUUUAAAAUAUCACCUUUUUAACAAAUAAAGAAGCCUUGACUGUGCUCUGUUCUGUACGUUGUAAAGCACGCACGACUGGCAGCGGUUAGAACACGAAAGAAGUGUAGGGGGGAACACGAGAUGUAGUCGAGUGUUUCUCUCUACUUCUUGAGUAGUACAACAGAAUAGAGCCCAGCCAAGACUUCUUUAUUUGUUUUAUGAAUAUAAAGAAUCCGUUAAAUUCCCCACACAUUCCUUUUUAAUUUUCAAAACAAUCUUUUUUUUUUAAUGCAAAAGAGUGUUGUCAGCAUGUUUUACACUCUCAUAGAGCACUUUUUUGCAACAAAUCAGAGCGCACGCUAUAUCUGAACUUUAUUAUAAAUGCAAAACAAAAACGUACUGAUUACACGUACAAAACUACAACACUUCGCGACUAGUAAGAACUGCUCUUUUCAUCAGCGCCAUAAACAAAGAGCUAGGUAGUAACUUUUUCUUGGGAAAGUUGCCGCUAUAAAAGCACCUUAGCAGAAAACUGUUUUUCUGUGGUUUGCAAUUUGUACGAAUUCUCUUAAAUUCUCCCAACACCCGAAUCUCGUGUUUAUAUCAGGGCAUGUAAACACAGCAGUUAAAGUUUUCCAUUUUUUAUAAAUAGUACUUGAAAGAAAGAGAAUACUAGUGAUAACGAUUCUUGAAUGUAGCGCUUCAUAUGCAAGCCAUGUAAGUUUUAAUUCCAAUAAUUCCCUUGUAGUGGAGUUAAUAGCAGCUUACCAUCUGUUUCCUCGAGUCCAUAGUUUUGCUUAAACAGCUUACAGAGUUUUAUUGACACCCUUUUGGUUUGGAAUGACCCAGGCUGUGAUGACCCUUCGAGUGUGUAUGUUUUGAACCUUGACAUUUAAUAAUGCAGAUGGUCGUUUGGUAUUUGCUUGUGGGAGAUCUUUACACUGGGCGGCACACCGUAUCCCACUAUACCCGUAGAAGAGCUCCUAGACUUUCUCAAUGAUGGAAACCGUAUGGAAAAUCCCCGAGACUGCCCUUCGGAGAUCUACAAAAUUAUGCAAGAUUGCUGGCAGGAAGGACCCGACAAGCGACCUAAAUUUGUUCAAAUCAGCCAGUCGAUUGGUACAAUACUUGAGCAACGCGCUUCCCAGGUGAGGCCUUUUUCCUACUGUUUUUGAGGCAAAGGAGGAACUAAGAGAACUUAUCCUCUCUCUUGUUAAAACUUAUUGUACACUAGGUCCUUCAAAGGAAAAAAUGAGGUUUAUCAAAAGGGGAUACUCUUUUGAGUGUAUAUAUCCUUUGUUCUGAUGGGGCGAGCGGGAAUUAAGCUUUGCGGGAAGAAUAUGAAGACAUGGCUUAUACUGUGUGCUCUUUAAAAAAUUACCAUAUUUGUAAUGACAGUGGCGGAUUCAAAUCUCUAACUAAGUGGGGGACCCGCUCAUUUAGUCACGUAGAUUGCAGUUUGGCCCAUAAAGAAGGUGGAGUCCCGGGCCCCCGGGGCCCCUUGGCCCCUCCCGUAGAUCGGCCAUGGAAUGAUAUAACACGAUCUGCAUGCUGUUUUUUUUAGACUGACGCAAUGCAGAUGCUAAAGCUAUACAGAUUAUAAAAAUUUACGAUUCUAUAAGAUCAGAGUAUUUCGACUGCCAACUGAAAGAAAGAUUAUGAGGGAUGCGUAUCUUUUGCUGGUCAGGAGCCCAUAACCCGGAAUGAGCAACUUCCAUGCCCUUGUGUCACGACGUUUUCACGGACCAGUUUAUUUUUAAAACGGUUUUGGCGCGAAUUUUGAAUAUCUUUUAAAUUUCACAAACUAGUCAGCAAAACCUACAGACCUAAAAAUGGUAUUUUUUGCCUUUUAAUAACGUGUAGGUUUCCGUUUUGAAAUCUUAUAAUUCGAAUUCGCUCAUAGAUAUGGUGGAGAUUUUUUUUUCGCGAGAAGAAGUGCCCCUUAAAAUGUGUCUAAAAACAAACUGAUCCGUGAAAACGCUGUGACAUAAGCCUAGUAUGGAAGUUGCUGGCUCCGAGUUAUGAGCUCCUGGCUUGUAUGUUUAUUCUAAACUUCGAUAUUGGGCUUAUUUUUCACAACAGAGUGUCGCGACCGAGUACCUUCACUUAACAGAAGACAACAACCGUGGCAGCAAAGAUUACUACCUUGAUCCACAUGAUUCAGACCCCACAGUUCCUGUGACGAGAGCAGAUGUUUAUGACAGGUUAGUACUCUCGAUUAAGCAUUUGGGUUUUAUUCUUGAAAAGUUCAGCCACAAGCGAGUUGGGUUGUCCAUACCCGGUAUUCCGUACCCAUAAAGGAGCCAACAAGUCCCAGGCUAAAGAACUUCCCAAUAUUAGUUCGACAAUAAAUACGCUAUGUUAUGUUAAUUCAGUAACUGAUAGGUAGGGCCAGUUCUGCUUAUAUACUAGCUUGGCCACUGAGGCGGCGCUUAUUAGGGGAAGAAAUAGGUUCUUCAAAGGAGUACUGAGGAGACAGUAUAUCGUUGAUGAAACACGUGCAUGGUCAUGGCAAAGAACGAAAGGGACUCAGUUACAUUGUUACGUAAGAAAUAGCAUUGCUUAACUCGGGGAAACAGAUAAUGGUCUUGCCGUGCACGGUAAAUUUAAAAUUGAGCCGAACGAGUGGCUAAUAAGAUGCCGGCGUUUAAUCAAAGGUAAACAAGCGUUCAGAAAAUGAGAGAAGAGAGGAGGUUCCCUUAUAACAUCACUUAAUAUAUUUAAGACAGUGUGCUGGAGGUGAUUGUUAUUCAAGGAGACUUUUAUUUUUCAGUUUGGCAGGCGAAUAUUUAGGGGAAGACGCUUAAUGAACGUGAACGCCUUUUAUUUUUGACAUUUAAGGCGUAAUAGCGUAUAAAUCUCAGGGUGAGAAAAUCUAACUACGUUCGCUGCGUACAAAUCUUGUUCGAGUCCAUUGCGGUUGGCAUCAAAUAAAAUAUAUGAAAUAAUGAUAAUAAAAUAGAGCAUUGCGAUCUUGUCUCACAGAAUUAUCGCCCCGUCGUAAAAUGUUUUAGUGUGAUUUACGUUGUCUUCUAUAAUCGUGCGCAUGAUCUAAAAUGUAUGGUUAAUUUUAUUGGAAUCUACUAUAGUUGACAGCGUUGUUUUCUUCUUAUAGGGGAUCAAGUGAAAAUAUUGCAAACAAUCCCUUGCCCCCAUUACCAGGUGACAUGGAAGAUCAAUUCGAUCCGGAUCCGGAUCCGGAAUCAGAGAGGAGAGACGACAGAUGCUGAAACCAGAGAUUUACGGCUCGUCGGGGAGUGAGGGCGACAUAGAAAUAGAAGAAUUCCAUGGUAAUGAGCAGGCUGUGGCCUUGGAACUGACGCCUAUUGUUUACUCUACAGAAAAGGCCGGAAAUUCAAAGAAGAAAACUACAGUCGUCUGAGACUUGUGCUAAAGUUAAUCUUUUUACUUCCAGAUUCAAUAAUAGAGACAUUUUAAAAAUAGUCCCUAGUUUAUCUCUGUUGUAAAAUGCUGUGAUGUGAUCGGCUGUCCAAAUGAAACCUUAUCUGUAGCGCG
Molecule: messenger RNA, 12738 nt
Organism: Porites lobata
Lineage: Eukaryota; Metazoa; Cnidaria; Anthozoa; Scleractinia; Poritidae
Source: the annotation of a GenBank genome assembly